AUGGACCAAGGACAAGUAUCUGCACUAGGAUUUGACCCAAACUUCGUCUUUCCAGUCCGCAAUCUCGAGACUGCCCGAGUAAAACUCACACCAUUCAAUCCUGAACUGCAUGCAAAAGAAUUCUUCGAACAAGUGAAGCCGCAUCCCGAGCUGUUCAGGUUCUACUUUAACGUUAGCCCUCCAACAUCGGUCGAGGACUUCGUCGACAACUUCUUCGAGAGCAAGAUGCAUAAAGUAGAGACGAAUGCUACGUUCGCAGUAUUUGAUAAAACAGGUAAAUCCUCCCGAGAAUCUCCUCGGCUCGCAGGAAUGAUAUCUUUAAUAUACACUAACACGACCCACCAAUUCUGUGAAAUCGGCUACGUUAUGACUUUCCCAAAGUUCCAGCGAACGUACGUCACAUCCAAUGCGGUGGGGCUACUCCUACAUUACUGUCUCGAGCUCCCUGCGCACCUCGCCAAGGGUGAACAGAAAUAUGGUCCAGGACUCGGGCUGCGUCGUGUGCAAUGGCAGGCCGAUUCCCAGAAUUCACCGUCCAUCCGAUGUGCAAAGCGCAUCGGCUUCAAGUGGGAGGGCAUAAUCCGCUGGACUCUCAUCCUCUUGGAAGGGAAGGGUGGUUCUCCUCCUUCUGCAGAGCGUGCAGGUCUGCACCCUGGAGACGGUCGCCAUAAUGCUAUCCUUUCGAUGUGUUGGGAUGAUUGGGAGCUUGAAGGAGGGCGCGAGCACGUACAGAAGGAAAUGAAUCGUUUGUAG
Fomitiporia mediterranea MF3/22 is the source of this 753-nucleotide messenger RNA. Its product is annotated as acyl-CoA N-acyltransferase. Gene Ontology annotation, molecular function: protein N-terminal-serine acetyltransferase activity; protein-N-terminal-alanine acetyltransferase activity. Lineage: Eukaryota; Fungi; Basidiomycota; Agaricomycetes; Hymenochaetales; Hymenochaetaceae. The record is from RefSeq and is a predicted model, not a curated record. Bases 1 to 753 code for a protein of 250 amino acids. The transcript is spliced from 3 exons.